Trichoderma reesei QM6a is the source of this 1008-nucleotide messenger RNA. RefSeq lists its product as uncharacterized. NCBI's taxonomy places the organism in Eukaryota, Fungi, Ascomycota, Sordariomycetes, Hypocreales, Hypocreaceae. The transcript has 2 exons. Bases 1 to 1008 code for a protein of 335 amino acids. The record is from RefSeq and is a predicted model, not a curated record.
AUGCUGCCCCAGCCAUCCUUCACGCUAACCAUCCCCAGCGUCCACGACGGCACGCCACUCGAGUGCCGAAUCUAUCACCCAGCCUCGUUUUCGCGCAGCUCGCCAGCCGCGCCUUGGAAGCGACACGCGGCUAUUUUUGCGCAUCCGUAUGCUCCGUUGGGCGGGAGUUUUGACGAUGGGAUAGUGGACAUUGUGGCGGCUCAGCUGUUGCGCAAGGGAUAUCUGCUGGGGACGUUCAAUUUCAGAGGCGCUGGGCAAUCUGGCGGGAGGACGUCGUGGACGGCAAGGCCGGAGCGCGACGACUACAUCAGCUUCGUCGGCUUCAUGGUGCAUUAUGUCCACGGUCUGGUGUCGUCUGGUGACGCUGAUCAGCAACCUCCCGUCCUGCUGAUGGCGGGCUACUCUUACGGAGCCAUGAUCACGACGCAACUGCCGCCUCUCAAGGACCUUCUGGAGUUCUUUUUCUCUCCGGGCAGCGGACUCCAUGCCGCUCAGAUACGCCUGAGGGCCGAGGGCUGGGCCGAGAAGCAGAGAAGGCACAUCUUGCGGGAAGCUCAGAGCCAACACACGACCCCCGACAGCACAAGCGAUUCAGCGAGCCCCAGCCGUCUGGUCCCUGCAAACGGCAGGCUCUCGCCCAUCAGCGGCUUCACCAUGCCCCGGCCGGCGUACUUGCUCGUCUCUCCGCUACAGGGCCUCGUCACGCACCUGGCCACCAUGUCCCUCAUGCCGUCGAUACUCGCAAGGCGGAGGCCUCCACAGCAAGAUCCCAGUGCCGAGGCCAAGCUGGUGCAGAACCCUACGUUGGCCGUCUUUGGAGAUUGCGAUAUAUUUGUCCCCGUGGGCAAGCUGCGUGCUUGGGUGGCGCGGCUAAGUUCGCAACCAGCGUCUCAUUUUCGCGGACAUGAGAUUCCGUCGGCGGGUCAUUUCUGGGCCGAGGAGGGAGUGCUGCAUGCAAUGCUGGACUUGGUUUGUGAUUUUACUUAUACUCUUUACGACGGCAAUUAG